AUGGCGAUUUCUGUGGUUCCCAAAGCCGGAACAACGGCCAAGCCAGACGCGAAGCUCCGAAUCAUCCUAGUUCCUGGCGUGGGAACGUCGCCCCCGGUGGAGGACUGGGGGUUUCUCAAAGGGGUCUGGAGCGAGGAGCUUUCAAUCGACGGUAACCACAUUGAUGUCUCGGGGCAUUAUCCGACUGUCAGCGAUGAGACCAGAUUCAGCGUUCAGCAACUAAUAGAUACUGGAAACGAACUGAGCAAAGUCCUGGACAAGCUGGCAAAAGAAAGCCCGAUCGUCAACUCACAGCUGGCCAGAACGGACGCUACUGUUGAGAAGCUAGUGGGCAUAGAUGCAGAUCAUUUUCAGGCUUGUUAUCUUCUUGAGUGCGGAACUCCGAAUUGGGAAGUCCGGGCAUGGCUCCGUCAAAGGAUCAAGGCAGUCGUCCGGGCUAACGAAAAUACUACGGGAUCACAGCUUUCAUCCAAUAUCAUAGCCUUUGGCGCAACAUCUUUAGAUGACGAUGCUACGACCCAGGUAUCACUGCCGACACCAGAUCCGUCGAGCAUGGAGUCAAUUUUCCGUGGGUUUUCUAGGUCAACCGUGGAACUCGCGCUUCCUUGUCAUAUGAUGGAGCAAUUGUCUCUGAAUAGAGAUUUCCUCGGCCGCGUAGACAUCAUGGACAAGAUUGAUGCCGCGUUAUUACCAGCCAGCAUAAGGAGCAACUCACCGGCAACACAAAGCCAAACACCAACCAUAGCAGCGGUUUUCGGUGUAGCCGGCCUUGGGAAGACUCAGCUUGCAUCGCAAUAUGUAUCCACCCGCAAGCAGAAUUUCGAUGCCAUCUUCUGGAUAUGUGCUGAAAGUGCCGAGAAGCUGGAACUUGACUUUUGCAAGAUAGCCACUCGAAUUCGCCUUGUCCCGGAGAACGAGCCCAGCAACCCGACAUCAGCCAAAGAACUUAUCCACUCAUGGCUCGCUAAACCAACUUGGACAAUUGGCGGUAAAGAUGAUCACGUCAUGUCCCCCAAAUGGCUCUUGGUAUUCGACAACGCAGAUGACCCUCAAAUUCUGGACGAUUAUAUUGAUGUAGACGGGCCAGGGUCGAUUCUCGUAACGUCGAGAAACCCUCUAGCCUGUGAUCUUCCUGGUAAUGUUGUUCCGAUACCCCUGCCUCCUUUCUCAGAAGAGGAAUCCCUGGAGUUCUUGAAAAAGACGUCCAAAGGCCUGAUCAGGUCCCCCAAAGAUCACAAUACCGGACGCCAGCUACAUCAUCAACUGGAUGGGCUCCCUCUCGCUCUAGCUCAAAUGGCGGGCAUCGCGAAGCAACAGUUUCUUUCAUUCUCUGUCCUGAAGCAGCGAUUGGACGAUCAUAAUGAUCGGGGAAAUCUUUUUGAGGUCCAAAUCAACAAGAAUUCUCGCGGCAAUCUUUCAUCCUUGUUCACGAUGGAUGGCUUAGGUGCUGAGCCACAACUCCUUGCUGCCAUCAUUUCUUGCUUUCACCCUGACCACAUUGAAGGGUCCAUCUUCGAUAACCUGUCCUCAGACGAUAUCUUUGGGGGCAACUCACCAAUGAAUCGCAACGACUACUUCAAGGCAAGAGCGACGCUCCUUUAUGCUUCAAUCAUCCGAGAGAACAACGAUUGCACAGCGACACACCUAUCGAUGCAUCGAGUACCUCAACAGGUUAUCAGAGCCAAUUUAUCCAAGAAUCCAGAACAAUUAGCCAAGGUUUUCUCCAUCGCGGUAAAACUUAUUCGCAGCACAUGGCCGAUGUUACCAUUUGAGCAAAGACAUGCGAGGAGACAGGGGCCUGUAUCACGGGAAGUGCUCAGUGAUCAUGUCAAUUCUUUGCAUUACAUGUACGAAACAGAGAAGUCUCUUCUCAUGCCUCGAGUUGAAUCUUUUGAAGACACCGAGUUUGACCUCGGCACAAUUCUGCAAGAAACAGCCUGGUGGCUAUACGAGCGCGGCAACUUCCUCAAAGCGCGUGAAACAGCUGCAAAGAUACUUCUGUUGUGCGACAAGUACGAGGGUGUGGAGAGAUGGCUCGAUCUAUCUGCUCUUGUGUACGACGUCAUGGGAUGCGUUGCGAAUGGGACUAAUCGCCCUGAAGAAUCGGAGAAGUUUAACUCUAAGCAGCUGAUAAUCCGAAAGGAGAUCUCCGGCAAAACGGGUAAGGAAAACUUCCAACUAGGAUACGCAUUCAAUCAGAUGGGAUGUUCCUUGAUGAUGUUCAAGAAGUUUGAAGAAGGUGGUCAAAUGUUCCGGCAAGCAUUGGACAUCUGGCAUAGGGUGCCAGGGUAUCGGAAAGGUCUAGCUUUGAUGGAAUACGCCAACUUUGGUAUGAGUCUAUGGCUUCAAGGGAGAAUAGGCGAAGCUGCUGAGGUCCUUGAGGAAGGACAAAGAGAAAGCGAAGAAGGUCUUGGGAGAUUGAGCAUGGCCUCAUUCAGGCCAGGCAGAGUACUACACGCACUUGGAAACGUUCGACUCAGCCAAGGCCGCAUGGAAGAAAGCGAGCAAUUUCACAAGGAUGCCCUCAAGACGUAUCAGGGAGCUGUCGGCAGCAAGUAUCAUCGAACGGCCGACAUGUGCUACAAGCUAGCACAACACUCUGUUCGGCGGGGUGAUAGGGUUUCACUUAAUAUUGCCAUGUAA
This is a messenger RNA of Colletotrichum costaricense, 2643 nucleotides long. RefSeq names its product tetratricopeptide repeat domain-containing protein. NCBI's taxonomy places the organism in Eukaryota, Fungi, Ascomycota, Sordariomycetes, Glomerellales, Glomerellaceae. The record is from RefSeq and is a predicted model, not a curated record. The coding region runs from base 1 to 2643 and encodes 880 amino acids. Gene Ontology annotation, molecular function: ADP binding; protein binding. The transcript is spliced from 7 exons.